Juglans regia (Persian walnut) is the source of this 5949-nucleotide messenger RNA. RefSeq lists its product as uncharacterized. The coding region runs from base 1 to 5949 and encodes 1982 amino acids. Gene Ontology annotation, biological process: DNA integration. The transcript has 3 exons. The record is from RefSeq and is a predicted model, not a curated record. Lineage: Eukaryota; Viridiplantae; Streptophyta; Magnoliopsida; Fagales; Juglandaceae. Gene Ontology annotation, molecular function: nucleic acid binding; zinc ion binding.
AUGGAGAAGUCUCAAUCUCUCACAUCGCCACCUUAUUUUGAUGGAAACAACUAUGCUUAUUGGAAAGUUCGAAUGAGAGCUUUCCUAAAAUCUGUGGAUGAACGAGUAUGGGUUUCUAUAACAAAGGGAUUGAGAGAACCAGUCACUAUUAUUGAAGGAGUUCAAACCCCCAAAAGUGUGGAUAAUUAUUCUAGGGAUGAAAUUAAUGAAUGUGGUUGGAAUAGCAAAGGCCUGAAUGCGAUUUUCAUGGCCGUGUCCCAGGAGGAGUUCAAGCGAAUCUCCAUGUGUGGGAAUUGCAAAGAAGCUUGGGACAUUCUUGAGGUCACCCAUGAGGGCACCAAGGUUGUGAAGAAUUCUAAACUUCAAAUGCUGACCACAAGUUUUGAAGAACUGAGAAUGAAGGAUGAUGAAACAUUUGAUGCUUUUUAUGCCAAAUUAAAUGAUGUCGUCAAUUCUCGUUUUAAUUUGGGGGACAGAAUUCCUGAGAACAGAAUUGUGAGAAAAGUUCUCAGAUCAUUCCCUCAGAGGUUUCGUCCUAAAGUUACUGCCAUUGAGGAAAGUAAAGAUCUAGACAGUAUGAGAAUUGAAGAAUUGGUAGGCUCUCUGCAAACAUAUGAACACACUCUUCCCGUGGAUAAGAAACACAAGUCCAUAGCCCUCAAUACCAUUAGAGAGGAGUCAAAUGAGUCAUUCGAUGAGUCAGCUAUGAGUGACAGAGAAAUAGCUUUUUAUGCUAAGAAGUUCAGGAAAAUGUUUGUGGCUAGAAACAAUAAGAACCAGAGGCCAGAGAAGAAAAAGUUUGAGAGAUAUAAUAGAGGCUCAAGUUCAGGGAACAAGGAGAGAAGCACUGAGAAGUACACUAAAGCUAAUAAAGACAAGAUACAAUCAAAGGUGCAGUGUCAUGAAUGCCAUGGAUUUGGACACAUUCGUCUGGAAUGUGCAAAUUACAAAAAGGCAAAAGAAAGAGCUAAGAUUGCAUCUCUAAGUGAGAGUGAGUCAGAGUCGAGUGAAUCAUCAGAUAACUCUACGCCAAAAGGAAAUCUUAACUACAUGGCAUUCACUGCCUCUGUUAGCAGCAAAAGUCAAUGUAGUGAAUCAGUGUCUGAUGAUGGGAGCAUAUCUGGAAAUGAAUCUGGGUAUGAAGAUCAGUUGCAAGAAGUCUACGAGAAGCUGUAUAAGGAAUGUGUUAAAUUGAGAAAACGCAACAAAGCGCACAUUGAGGAGAUAGACUUCAGCAAACGAGAAAAUGAAGGGCUUCAAGGCAAAUUAAAUGAAGCCAUUGGUCUAACUGAUCAGCUGAAAAUGAGGAAUGUAUCUCUAGAAGAGGAAUUAAAAAAUCAAGAAAGUGAGAUGAUUCUGUUGAAGGAUAAACUGAAAUCCGUGUCCACUGGGAAAGAAAAGCUGGAUGAAAUCCUGAGGUCAGGAAAGCCUCCUGGUGAUAGGAGUGGACUAGGAUAUGAUACAGAGAAAUCUGAUACAGCUACUACAUCAAAAGUCUCCUAUAAGAAUGAGAAGAAAACUGUGUUUGUUCGUGAGUCUGUUGCAAAAGGGAAUGCUAACCCAUCUAACAAGGGUAAGAAAUCCUCUCAUGUAAAAAUGGGUGUUCAGUCUCAUGAUAAAUCAAGAGUUCGAAAUACAAGCCCUGUGUGUCACCACUGUGGUAAGACUGGUCAUGUUAUAGGAGACUGUUUUAGAUUGAAGAGAUGCACCAUGUAUGAUCAUCAUACACGCUCUCAAAGUAGAAGUGUGUACUCACCAAAAAUGGAUAGAAAUCCCAGAACUGCUCCUAAGUAUGUCUCAUCUUUCAGGGGACAAAGAGAACACAAAAAGAAUUACGUGUGCCAUAAUUGUGGUAAGGCUGGUCACAUUCGACCAAAUUGUUAUGAGCUUAGGAGGAAUCCUAUGAGAGAUGGAAAUAGUGAAUCGAGAAGAGGACAUUUAAAUCUUUGGAGUCAAGUCAGGGCCCUAACUAGACAAAAUGAGAUGCUAAAUGUCAAGAUAGACCAACUUUCAACUAGCAAAAAGGACAUCUUUCCCAAAGUUAGAAAAAUGUGGGUCAGAACUGGAAAAAUGCACACGUGCCAUGUGGCACACAUUGCUCUAAAGACCAGAGACACCUACAUGUGGUAUCUUGAUAGCGGGUGUUCUCGCCACAUGUCGGGUGAUAAAAGUCUAUUUAAAACAGUUGAGGAGUACAAGUGUGGAACAGUAACAUUUGGAGAUGGGGGAAAAGCUGAUAUAAUAGGAAGGGGUGAAAUUGAAAUACCUGGACUACCCGUCUUGAGAGAAGUCCUAUUUGUUGAUGGAUUAAAAGCAAAUCUCCUAAGUAUAAGCCAAAUGUGUGACAAUGGUGCAGAAGUCUGUUUUUCAAAAGAUAUGUGUAUUGUUUCAGAUAAUAAUGGAAAUUGCAUGAUGCAGGGAACAAGGACAUCUGAUAAUUGUUAUGGCCUUGCCUCUAAACCUCAGUAUAGUUGCAAUAGUGCUAAGAGUGAAACUACUGACCUCUGGCAUCAAAGACUUAGACAUGUGAAUCACAAAAAUCUGUCUAAAAUUGCCAAGAAAGAGAUGGUGAUAGGAUUGCCUGAGCUGGGUAAAGCAGAGACUCCUGUUUGUGGGUCAUGUCAGUUGGGAAAACAAGUUAGAACAGCUCACAAGAACACAACGGCUAUCCUGACCGAACGACCAUUAGAGUUGCUGCACAUUGAUCUUAUGGGACCCUCUAGAACUGAGAGCUUGGGGGGAAAGAGAUACAUACUGGUAAUGGUAGAUGAUUUCACCAGAUACUCUUGGGUAGAAUUUCUGAGAGAAAAAGGUGAAGCUCCUAAUGUGAUUAGAACUUUGUGCAAGAAACUUCAGAAUGAGCAAGGGAAAGCAAUAGUCAGAAUUAGGAGUGAUCAUGGAAGAGAGUUUGAAAACUCAAAUCUUGAGAGUUUCUGUGAUGAAGAAGGUAUCAGUCAAGAAUUUUCUGCCCCUAUCACUCCUCAACAAAAUGGAGUGGUCGAAAGAAAAAACAGAGUUAUUCAAGAAAUGGCACGGGUCAUGAUUCACAGCAAAAGUGUACCUACUCACUUCUGGGGAGAAGCUGUGAACACAGCAUGUCAUAUUGUGAAUAGAGUCUAUCCACGACCAAACACUUCCAAAACACCAUAUGAGAUGUGGAAAGGAAAGAAACCUAAUGUGAAAUACUUCCGGGUGUUUGGAAGUAAAUGCUACAUUUUGAGAGAUAGGGAAAACUUAGCUAAGUUUGACCCUAAGAGUGAUGAGGGAAUUUUUCUUGGAUAUUCCAGAAACAGUCGUGCUUAUAGGAGUUACAAUCUACGCACCCAAACCGUCAUGGAAUCCAUAAAUGUGGGGGUGAAUGAUGCUCCUGGAGAGGAGUUAAACAAGGAAGAGCAAACCCACACACCGAGUGAAACUGGACAAGAAGAUUUUGGUACACUGAAUCAGAACUUAGAGACCUCUUCAAGUGAAAAAGUGAGUUACCAAAAGGAGCCAUCUUCAAGAGUAAAGUUAAAUCAUCCUCAGGAUAACAUCAUAGGACACAUAGAUGAAGGAAUGAGGCUGAGGAGGAAAGUGAUAAAUCAAUUGGCUUACUCAAGCUACAUCUCACAAAUUGAACCAAAGAGAAUCGAAGAAGCCUUAAAUGAUGAGAAUUGGUUGAAUGCUAUGCAUGAAGAAAUAAACCAAUUUGUGAGGAAUAAUGUGUGGUACUUGGUGCCAAGACCAGAGAAUCACAAUGUCGUGGGUACUAAGUGGAUAUUUAAGAAUAAGUCGGAUGAGAAUGGUACAAUAGUGAGAAAUAAAGCAAGAUUGGUUGCUCAAGGGUAUGCACAAAUGGAAGGAAUAGACUUUGACGAGACCUUUGCACCAGUUGCUAGACUUGAAUCUAUUCGGAUAUUAUUCAGCAUUGCAUGCCACAUGUGUUUUAAGCUGUAUCAAAUGGAUGUCAAGAGUGCAUUUCUGAAUGGGAUCCUCCAAGAAGAAGUGUACGUCGAACAACCGAAAGGUUUUAAUGAUCCAAAAUACCCUAAUCAUGUCUAUAGGUUGAAGAAAGUCUUAUAUGGUUUGAAACAAGCUCCUAGAGCUUGGUAUGAGAGGCUUACUUCAUAUCUUGAAGAUCACAAUUUUCUGAGAGGAAAUGUUGACAGAACACUGUUUAUCAGAAAAGUUGGAGAAGACAUAACAGUUGCUCAAAUCUAUGUGGAUGACAUUGUAUUUGGAUCAUCGAUUGACGCCUUGGCUCUUGAGUUUGCUGAAGAAAUGAAAAAUGAAUUUGAAAUGAGCAUGGUGGGUGAACUAACCUUUUUCUUAGGACUCCAAGUGAAACAGUUAGAUAAUGGGUUGUUCAUAUCUCAAUCCAAAUAUGCAAAGGAAUUAAUCAAAAAAUUUGGAUUAGAUGGGAAAAGCCAUGCCAGAACCCCCAUGAGCACGAGUGUUAAGCUUAGUACUGAUGGGUCAGGCAAGAAUGUUGAGCAAUCCUUGUAUAGGAGCAUAAUUGGGAGUCUACUGUAUCUCGCUGCAAGUAGACCAGACAUUGCUUUUAGUGUUGGGGUCUGUGCUAGAUUUCAAGCCAAUCCUAAGGAAUCACAUUUAGUAGCUGUCAAACGCAUACUUCGCUAUGUAAAUGAGACAGUCAAUUAUGGGAUCUGGUAUUCUAGAGACUCUAAUACUGAGCUUGCAGGCUAUUCCGAUGCUGACUGGGCAGGUAAUGCAGAUGAUAGGAAAAGUACUUCUGGUGGGUGUUUCUAUGUCGGCACAAACCUUGUUGCCUGGAUGAGCAAGAAGCAAAACUCCAUAUCGCUAUCCACGGCUGAGGCUGAAUAUAUUGCUGCAGGCAGCUGUUGCACGCAAUUGUUGUGGAUGAAGCAAAUGUUGUGUGACUAUGGCAUUACUCAAGCUUCAAUCAUGUCUCGAAGGGUUCGUUCACACCAAAAUCCUCCAGCCCCCGCUCAAGCACAUUUUCGCAAUCCUCGUGCAAGAGAACUCUACACUCAAAAUUUUUCCACCCGUUCUCUUAUUGUUGAGCGGGAAUCUCGCCAGUGGCUCGCCUUGACCACUGGUCAUCCCACUCCUUCUGUGGAGUUGGUUAAGGAGUUCUACUCCAAUAUUGAUGCCAUCGCUGAUGAUGGCUCUUUUGAAGUCAGUCUCCGGAACAUUGUUUUCCGGGUGACUCCGGGCAUGGUUGCGGACUUGCUACAUGCCCCGCGAGUGGCAAACCCCACUUAUCCAUAUACACGGACUUCUCCUCCAAGUCCGACUGUCAUUGUUCAAUGUUUAAUCGGUCCUUUUUCGAGUUGGGAUGGUAAGACACCCAUUCUCACCUCUCGUUUUUCACCCGAGUUUCUCAUUCUCAGUAGGAUAGUCCUUACAAACCUUUAUCCUACUGGUCAUCAGAGUGAUGUCGGUCCUGACCGCGCCACUCUUUUGUAUGCAUUGAUAAAUGAUGUCUCCAUUGAUCUGGGGAGUCAUCUGUGUCGGGUCAUGCUUGAGGCGUUUAAUUCUCCGAAAUUACGGACUGGCUUGCCUCUCGCCUGCCUCAUUACUAGGUUAGCCCUCUCUCAGACUGUUAUGCUUCGUCCUAAUGAGCCUAGAGUUCCUCUUAAGGCUCCCAUUGGGCGUAGGACCAUGCAGUUGAGUCGUGCUCACAUUACCCCUCACCCACUGGAUGUUGAGCAUCCUCCUGCAUCUUCCUCUCAGCCAUCCACAUCUCAGCCUUCCACUUCUCAGCCAUCUAGUUCACAGCCUCAGGGCCCGGCAGCGGGAUCAGUCGAUCCCAGCCUUCAGCAGGUUCUUGAGUACCUUGCCCGGCUUGAAGCUCGGUUUGAAGCCCGAUUUGAUCAUCUUGAUGCCAAAGUUGACAGCUUUCAGCAGCUUGUGACUAAACGCUUCGACGAUAUUGAGGAGCGGCUUGAUGAAGAAGAUGGCAGUCAAUCUGGUGGGGACAGUUGA